AGUCUGAGCGUGCAGGAGAUCCCUCCUCUUCCCUCCCCUCUCCUCUCCCUCCUGGCUCCAGCUGCUGUGUGCUGCAGUCGGCCUGCCCUGUCUGCCUCUGAGCCUGCUGGGAGUUGGAGGGAGAAUCCGUCGAGGGAGAUCGAGCAAAGGGGGAAACUGUGCGUGUGUGUGCGGGUAUUAAACUGGAAACCACUGCUAAAAAAGCGCACACACGCGCCAUUCAGCCCGACUUGCUAUCUUUCCAGUCGGAUUGUCGGCACAACUUUCCGGAGAGCUGUGAAAACACGCAGAGGAGACCCUGAAAGUUGCGUGAUUGUGUUUUUUCCCCCUGCUGUUAUUCCGCGCCGCCAGCUCUCAUACUGAGUGGAUCCGUUUGUUGGAGCAGGACUGCGCAUUGGCUGCUGUGAAUCCAAAGAGAACAGAAACCAUGAAGAAGUGAACGCUUUAUUUCUGCACAAAGUCGAGCUUGUUGCUGAGUUAGUGUCAUUUUUUAUCUCGCGCUCCUUCUCCUUCCUCUCGCGGUGAUUUUCCUCGUCCUGUGCGGGAUGCGUCGGCUGCUGUAGGAUCCGCUUGUUGACUAGCAGUUUGUAAGAAGAAGUUUCCAAAAAGCGUCGGACACGAGAAGGCAGAAAAUGUCUUCUCCGAGGUUCAAAAAGGAUAAAGAGAUCAUCGCGGACUACGAGAGUCAAGUCAAAGAGAUCCGGGCCCAGUUGGUGGAGCAGCAGAAAUGUCUGGACCAGCAGACGGAGAUGAGGGUCCAGCUGCUGCAGGACCUCCAGGAUUUCUUCAGAAAGAAGGCGGAGAUUGAGAUGGAGUACUCCAGAAAUCUGGAGAAACUGGCCGAGCGCUUCAUGGCCAAGACUCGCAGCACCAAGGACCACCAGCAGUACAAGAAAGACCAGAACCUUCUGUCCCCGGUCAACUGUUGGUACCUGCUGCUGAACCAGGUGAGGCGGGAGAGCAAAGAUCACGCCACGCUGAGCGACAUCUACCUCAACAAUGUCAUCAUGAGGUUCAUGCAGAUCAGUGAGGACUCCACACGGCUGCUCAAGAAGAGCAAGGAAAUAGCCUUUCAGCUCCAGGAAGACUUAAUGAAGGUCCUAAAUGAGCUCUACACAGCGAUGAAGACGUACCACAUGUACCACUCAGAGAGCACCAGCUCAGAGAGCAAGCUGAAGGAGGCCGAGAAGCAGGAGGAGAAGCAGAUCGGCAGGGGAGAUCCGGUCUUCAGUAUCCGGAUGGAGGACAAAUACCAGAGACGCAGCUCUGUGAAGAAGAUCGAGAAGAUGAAAGAGAAGCGUCAAGCCAAGUACUUGGAAAACAAGCUGAAGUCGAUCAAAGCCAGGAAUGAGUACCUGCUGACUCUGGAGGCGUCGAACUCCUCUGUGUUCAAAUACUACAUCCACGACCUCUCUGACUUGAUAGAUUGUUGUGAUUUGGGAUAUCACGCCAGUCUGAACCGUGCCCUGAGGACCUACCUGUCGGCCGAGUACAACCUGGAAACAUCCCGGCAUGAGGGUCUGGACAUCAUUGAGAACGCCGUGGACAGUCUGGACCCCCGCAGUGACCGGCAGAGGUUCAUGGAGAUGUACCCGACAGCUUUCUGCCCGCCGGCCAAGUUUGAGUUCCAGCCUCACAUGGGAGACGAGGUGUGUCAGAUCUCAGUGCAGCCGCCAGUGAACGGAGAGCUCAUCCUCAGGUUCCAGCAGCUCCAGUCUCGCCUGGCGACUCUUCAGAUUGAGAAUGAAGAGAUCAAGAAGACGUCAGAGGCCACACUGACCACCAUCCAGGACAUGGUGACCAUUGAAGACUACGAUGUGUCCGAGUGUUUCCACCACAGCAGGUCCACCGAGUCCGUCAAGUCCACAGUGUCAGAGACGUACCUCAGCAAACCCAGCAUCGCCAAGAGGAGGGCCAACCAGCAGGAGACGGAGCAGUUCUACUUCAUGAAAUUCCGGGAGUUUCUGGAGGGCAGCAAUCUCAUCACCAAACUGCAGGCCAAACAUGACGUGCUGAAGAGGACGCUUGGUGAAGGCCACAGAGCUGACUACAUGACCACCAGCCGUGGACGAAGGAACUCACACGCUCGACAUCAGGACUCUGGACAGGCGAUCCCCCGCGUGGUUGAAAGCUGUAUCCGCUACAUAAACUUGUACGGCCUGCAGCAUCAAGGAAUAUUUCGGGUGUCUGGAUCCCAGCUGGAGGUCAAUGACAUCAAGAACUCAUUUGAAAGAGGAAACGACCCUCUGACGGAUGAGGAGAAUAAUCAUGACAUCAACUCAGUGGCGGGCGUUCUCAAACUUUACUUCCGAGGUCUGGAGAACCCGCUUUUCCCCAAAGAGAGGUUCAACGACCUGCUCUCCUGCAUCAGAAUAGAAAACCUGUACGAGCGAUCGCUGUACAUCCGUAAGAUCCUCCUGACUAUCCCCAGAUCUGUCCUCAUAGUGAUGCGCUACCUCUUCGCCUUCCUCAACCACCUGGCCCAAUACAGCGAUGAGAACAUGAUGGACCCAUACAACCUGGCCAUAUGCUUCGGUCCCACGCUCAUGCCCACACCGGACAGCCAAGACCAGGUGUCCUGCCAGGCUCACGUCAACGAGAUCGUAAAGACUAUCAUCAUCCACAAUGAGACCAUCUUCCCUGACUCCAAAGAGCUGGAUGGGCCCGUCUAUGAGAAGUGUAUGGCUGGAGGAGACUACUGUGAGAGCCCGUACAGUGAGCAUGGAGCCCUGGAGGAGGUGGACAACGAAGGAGGGACGGAGACACACACCAGCGAGGAUGAGGGCGAGCCCAUUGAAGCCAUUGCCAAGUUUGACUACGUUGGGCGCUCUUCCCGAGAGCUGUCCUUCAAGAAGGGCGCCUCCCUGCUGCUGUACCAACGGGCGUCGGAGGACUGGUGGGAGGGACGCCACAACGGCAUCGACGGCCUGGUGCCACACCAGUACAUCGUGGUCCAAGACAUAGAUGACAGCUUCUCAGACACUCUGAGUCAGAAGGCUGACAGCGAGGCCAGCAGCGGGCACGCUGGGGAGGAGAAAUGCUCGGGGAAAGACAUCAACUCGCCCACGGACUCCAGGAUCUCUGAGGCCUACAUCACCAGCAGGCACAAGAAAAGAUCAGAACCACCAUCUCGGCGGCCCCCUGCCCGCCCCAGCGAUGUGCACUGCAUGGUGCAUCCCUCUCAGCAUGCUCAUGGGGGUCAUGGAGGCACCCCAGAGAUGGGCUCCCCUGUUCUGGGCCACUUCAGCCCCCGAGACAUGCUGAGAACUCGUAACCACAUGGUCAUGGACAGCCCUGAACGCCGUCGCCGCACGGGCCACGGCAGUCUAACCAACAUCAGCCGCCACGAGUCUCUGAAGAAGAUGGAGAGUCCCCCCAUCCGCCGCUCCACCUCCUCAGGGCAGUACACAGGCUUCAGUGACACCCAUCAUCACCACCACGGCGGCAAGCCCCUGGACCCGGAGACCAUCGCACAGGUCAGCGCGGGACGAGCGGCGACCCGACCGCAGCUCCCUCCACCAUCAAAGCCCUGCCCCGCCCUGUAAAAACAUAGACAUAGAAGAGACUAUGAACACUGCUCUGAAUGAGCUGCGUGAGCUGGAGCGGCAGAGCUCCGCCAAGCACGCCCCUGACGUGGUGCUGGACACCCUGGAGCAGCGGCAGACCUCGGGAAGCAGCGGCGGGGGUCCCACGCCCGCCAGCUCCAGCGAGUCCCUCAGCCCCAUCCACGGCGUCAUGCUGAGGUCCACCGCCAAUACUGAGCCGCCCAUCCGCCGCAGCACCAGCACCUCCAGCGAUACCAUGAGCACCUUUAAGCCUGCGAUAGCGCCUCGCAUGGGGGUGCAGCUCAAACCCCCUGCACUGAGGCCCAAGCCCAUGGUUCUUCCCAAGUCCAACCAGGCUUCACAGCCUCAUCCUGCAUCUCCUCUGGACCCUCUGGACAAGUCCUGCACCAUGUGACCUCCGGGACAGGAACCAGAGAUGUCAAACAAGAACUCUGCAACAACUUCCAGCAGGCGUCAGAGAGCUACCAGCUUUUACACGUCUCAGACGUAAUGAGUUAAAGCGUGAAAAAUACAUAGACCCAGACCGGAAGAAAGGUUUCCUUUUGAAGUUUUAGGAGGAUGAUGGUAUGAGAGACUAAUGCAGGAGUUAGAAUGGAUACAGAGGAGUCAGUGGGACAAAUCUUUUGUCACACAGUUGUGUGUAAAUAUGCUUAGGUUAAUACUAUCUAAAAAAUGUCUUUUUUUUUCUCUUAAAUCCAAACAACAAAUCACAAAGGCUUCCUUAUAGGUUAUAGAGGAUGUUCAUUAGUUAGUUUAGUUUAGUUUGUUGAACUUUGAAUGAUGCAGGCUGCAUGUGGCUCCUCUGUUUACCUGAACCCAGCAGAACUGACUAGACUUUCAUUCCCACACUAAAAAUCAAUCUUUUAUUAUUAUUAUUUUUCUCUUUGAGGGUGUUGUGAACUGGUUUAAAGGCCUUAUUGACUCUAAAAUGUAAAAUAUUUCCAUUAUAGAUUUCUGUUUUAAAGGUGCUGGACAGAGAAAGAUUAGCUGGACAGAGAAGGUUUGAAGGUGUGACUGAUUACGGUACUUUAAUACAUGACAGUGCUAAAAGUAGUCUGCUUAAUUUCACCGGCUUGUAAACCGCAGUUUUUGUUUUUUGGGGGGCAAAGCCUGCCGAGUGUUGUGUCUCAGAAAUGUACAAAGAUCAUCUCUGUGCUGGACUGAACAUGUUUCCAUAUUUCCUGGAAUGAAAUACGACUAUUGGAUGAAACCACUACUUCACUAUGAACUGUUUCAACAUUUUCAUCUGCUCUUGAAUUCCUGCAUCAGUAAGUCAUGAUGAAGGAUGAAAGAUGCCUAAUAACUUAUGCCUUGCAUCUGUAGAUCCUUUGGGGAACAGUGUGAAUGAUUCUGAUGACAAAUCCUCUUCUGUCUACAGUUUGUGAAACUCAUAUGCUAAUGUACGACGUGGAACACAUGCUCGAGGUUCUUUUAUGCCUCUCUUGGCUUUAUUAACCCAAAGACAUGACUGUGCAAGUUAAAGCAUGGAUGUUGACCCUCCAUAUAUUCUCCAUAUUGACUGAUGUGUACAGACUCGUGGCAGCACCCUGUAGGAGUGCUGCAGGUAGCCAUGCACCUGAUGACUGUUAGUAUGAAAGGUUUCCUUCAUCAUUCUUCCUAAGACUCAUUUUCAAGCCUCUGAAAACAGCUGCUUGAUUUGUGUCCAACAAUUUUUUAAGGUGUAGUUCUUUCAUUAGAAUGUUUUAGAAGUGAGGUUAUAUGAGGUACAUGUCAACAUUAAGUGUAACACCCACAAUAGAUCCCGGUCAGCUCAGCCUCUUGGUGCUGGUGAGCCAGCACAGAAGCUAGACUAUGAACCUCUGCAGCUCUACCACGAAAUAUAGAUCAUUUUAAGAACCCAGACAUUAAUGUUGUGCAAGUCUACGCUUUAUUUUGCCAUCAGAAAGCCACUUUGUUUCUAUACUAUUUUUAAAAGCAACAUACGUGUUUUCAGCUGUUCGAGUCUGCAGGCUUCAAAAGAGAUGAAAAUACUGUUGCCUGCAGAGGUUGAUCGCCUGGUUCCUGUGUCACUUCUCUGGUAGUUUCUCAACAAAGGAGCCGAGCUAACCAGGAUCUCCUGUGGUUAGUACACUUACUGUUGACAAGUACCUCUUCUCUUACAACUACACUUUAAAACACAGAACUAUCCCUUUCCCAUACUCAGGUGAGACUGAUGUGUUUUUGUUGGCUGACUUAUAUGAAGACUUUCUCUGGAUUUGUGGACGAUGUGCGGCAGAGAACAGCGUGUAUGUAUCAGAUUUAUUCUCACCUGAUCAGUGAAGACGAGCCUGUGUAAGUCAGCUCUAAUGUGUCCAGGUUAUGUGAUCAUUUCAAAAGCAACAGCUCCGUGAAACUGUCUGUGCAGACGUUCCAGCUGUGGGACUGCACCCCCCCUUCCCCCCCUGUUUGUCUCCUUAUAAAUAACCUCUGAACUGUAGAAGUAACUGAAGUGAGUGCAUGUCCUGCGAGUGUUUGGCUAGCUUAACAGAACACAGAAAGGUUUGGUUUGCUGUGAAUAAGCUUUGCUGCUCUCUAACAGCAGGUUUACACUAUCUUUGACUUGAUGGAUAUUGUGUGUAUAAUAAUCAAAAAGAUGACUGAUUCUGACUCACUAACUUUAGUUUAUUUUUGUAAUCACUUCUGUUAUGUUUGUUUUGUUUAAGGGUAAACUUACAACAAGAGAUGUAGAAUAAAUAUGUAAAGGUGUCACACCUCCAGUAUGAAGCCAGUUGUAUAAAAACAAAGUGUUAGACUGUCACUAUGUUAACAUCCUAAAACGGUAGGCCUCAGUUAUGGUGCCUGUAGGCUUUAAGCUACUCUGUGGUGUUAUGUACAUCUGUAGUAUGUACUCGUGAAAGUGCCUUUGAAAAUGUUUUAGAGGAACUUGAGAUAUUCUGUUUCCUUUUCAUGUCAGACUCUGUGUUUUAGAAAAUGCAGUGCAGGAAGAAAAACAUGAACAAGUAAUGAUGCCAUUUUUCAAACAGUUAUGAAAGAUUAACAAUAAACAUCUUAACCAUUGUGACAUUGCACUUUCAUGUAUAUAACUGUACAUAUGGCAUGUAACAUCAUAACAUUUAGAGUUCUUUGAGGUUGAUACCUCUGUGGAUUUCUUUCUAAUAAAGGAAAUAGUUUAUAGA
Messenger RNA from Notolabrus celidotus (New Zealand spotty), 6703 nucleotides. RefSeq names its product SLIT-ROBO Rho GTPase activating protein 1a (gene srgap1a). Gene Ontology annotation, molecular function: protein binding. The record is from RefSeq and is a predicted model, not a curated record. Gene Ontology annotation, biological process: negative regulation of cell migration; signal transduction. Gene Ontology annotation, cellular component: cytoplasm. Bases 633 to 3545 code for a protein of 970 amino acids. The transcript is spliced from 22 exons. NCBI's taxonomy places the organism in Eukaryota, Metazoa, Chordata, Actinopteri, Labriformes, Labridae.